AUGGCUUAUUUGUCAGAUUCCAACAUAAGCAUGGCAGUGAAGGCGUUGAAGCUGCUAUUUUUUUCAGCAGGUUUGCUUUCCACUGCGGUGAUGGUGAAAGAGGCAUUUGUGCCCUUUUUGUGUGAGAUUUUUUUCCCCAAUCUCGUAGCGUUUUGGAAUUCAUUUAGGUGUUUCUUGUCUUCCCCUCUCUACAUCUGCAUCAUCAUCAACUCCGUGGUGCUGCUCAUCGCCGCCACCUCGAGCUCCCACCGCCACGACGACGACCCUCCGCCGCCGCCGGAGGCAACGACAUUAUGCAGUGAUGAGCAAACUUUGUACCAUGGUAGUGUUAUUGGUGAUGAUUGUGCACCACUAGCUACUAGUGACGUUAAUGAUGAUGUCGUUGAUGAUGUCGUCGAGAUCGAGGCACCAGAGUCUCUCUCUGAUCAUAUCUCUGAUUAUGAUCAUGAGAGAGAUAUUGAGAAACGUGACACGGUGGACUCGAACUCAGAACCAUCUCUCUCUAGGGGUGAUCACGAGAGAGAAGCUGAGGGGGAUGACACGAUGGACUCCACGUGGCAGACGAUAGUCGAGGGCCGGUCAAAGAAGUUGACCAAGAGCGAGUCCGUGCCACCGAGAAGUAGGGUAGAAGAGCACCAGCAUCGGAAGGAGCUCCGGAAGCUCGAGACGUUCAACGACGGGGCGUCGAUAAGGCGGCUAGGCGGCCUCAGGCGGGACCCGUCGCUCGACGUCGACGAGUUCAACCGGCAAGUUGAAGCCUUCAUCAACAAGUUCAAUCGGGACAUGAGGCUGCAAAGACAAGAGUCGGAUCAAAGGUUUUUAGAUAUGAUCAAGCGAGGACUCUAA
Salvia miltiorrhiza (redroot sage) is the source of this 846-nucleotide messenger RNA. RefSeq lists its product as uncharacterized. The transcript has a single exon. The record is from RefSeq and is a predicted model, not a curated record. The coding region runs from base 1 to 846 and encodes 281 amino acids. NCBI's taxonomy places the organism in Eukaryota, Viridiplantae, Streptophyta, Magnoliopsida, Lamiales, Lamiaceae.